AUGACGCGAUCACCAGACAAAUUUUUAUCCAAAAGCAAUUUCAUUUUACGGAGUAAAUCCACAAAAUCAACCGUACCUCUUAAUUUAUCCCAACGUACAAUCCCGUAUCCACUUUCUUUAGAUUGCCUCAUAAACAUUAUUGAAUAUUUAAAAAAUGACCGUGCAACUUUAUAUUCAUGUGUAAUGGUCAAUCGAAUAUGGUGUAAAACCUCAGUUCCGUUACUUUGGAGUCGACCAUUCGAGCAUCAAAUGUUUGGAAAAGAAGUAACAAUAUUACAAACAUACAUUUCAUGUCUCAAUUUUCAUGACAAAGCUCAAUUAAUUGAUCAUGGAAUCCAAUUACCUGAUAUGCCGAAUCCUACAUUCGAUUAUCCAAGAUAUUUGCGUGGAUUCGAUAGCGAAAAUUUUGAUCGUGCUAUUGAGGAUUGGAUGAUGAUGGUGUGUUUAGCCAUGGAUUCAGAUUACGAAAGAGUUAAAUUAUGUAAUCGAGUUAUAGGAAAUUUAUUAUUUAGUCGAACUAAUGGGUUAAAAGCUCUAAAAAUUGAUCGAGGAGAGAUUGAGGAUAGUUGUUUAAUGAAUAUUGUGAAUUUAAAUAAUCAAAUAUCAGAAAAAGAAAGUAACUAUUAUUAUGAAGUAUUUAAUGAACUUGAAAGAUUUGAAUUGAAGUUUGAUAACGAUGAUGAAGAGAAAUGGGCGCUGAAUUCUGAAUAUAAAUCACAAAUUUGUAGUCAACUUGCUACCUACACUCGAUCUCUUUCGCAUAUUACAAUCUCUAUUGAUCCAUUUCGACGGUCUCCACCACCUCCGUUUAUAGUUUGCCAACCGAUAUUCGAAUUAAUUAGCUCGCAGGACAAGCUAAAAUUUUUAGAUAUAGAAGAAUUUUGGGAUGAGUUUACAUACACGGCUGUAUUCUAUUCCUCUCUUCAAAGUCAAGCACACUCAAUUACUCAUCUCACUUUAACAAAUUUGACAGAAUUUGAUUUAUUGUUAUCAGUGUUAGUAAGUUGCGUUAAUUUACAAACUCUAGAAUUUUUAAUGGUACCUGAGCCAAACAUGGAAUCUUUUGAUUAUAUUACAAACCCACGGCCACUCAGUAUUAAAAAAUUAAUUUCAUAUGACGCGAGAAGUGAACCUCAAUUAGUUACACAAUCCUUAGGAAUUAUAAUCAAGAUGGCAAAUAGAAAUUUAAGAGCUUUAAUGUUAUUUGAAGUGACAUCUGAACUUAUAGAUAUAAUUGGACAAAAUUGUCCUAAUAUAGUGGAUUUAUAUUUAACAAUGUCAACAUCUUCCAUCUCACAUUUGUUACCUUUUCUUCCUUAUCUACCAUUGGAAUAUUUAUUUUUAUGGGAGGAUCAUAGCAUGCCUUUUACUCUUGAUUUCGUUCUUCAAAUAGCAAAAUCUAUUCCUGUAACUUUGCAAAAUUUAGAAAUCACUUUUGAUAUGGCACCUGAAAUUAUGUAUGAUUUCCUCCGGGAGUGUCCUGCAAAAUUUAGAGAAUUGGUAUUAAGGGUUGAUGGUUGUGAUGAUGAAUUCUUAGAGAUUGUUACUAUGUAUGCUAAAAAGAGUGGUGGAUAUUUAAGAACGUUGAAACUUUGGGGAUUGGGAAUUAAAUUUUCUGUUGAAGCUGUUGAAGAAGCUACGAAAAUUAUUCCUAGAAUCGUUAAUUUGGCAUCUUAUCCUCUUUGGUAG
Molecule: messenger RNA, 1689 nt
Organism: Cetraspora pellucida
Lineage: Eukaryota; Fungi; Glomeromycota; Glomeromycetes; Diversisporales; Gigasporaceae
Source: the annotation of a GenBank genome assembly